AUGCCAAAACCAAAAAAUUAUGUAUUUUGUUAUUACGUGUCAGGACAUGGAUUUGGGCAUGCCACUAGAGUAGUGCAAGUAGCAUCAGAAAUAUUGAGUUUACAAAGAAAUCAUACAUUAUAUAUCAUAUCAAAUGCACCAAGAUUUAUAUUUCAAGGAGCAAUAGAUUUAGGAGCAAGAUAUAGAAAUGCGCCGAUAGAUGCGGGAGUAAAGCAACCUAGAGCAUACACUGUAGAUAGACAAGAAACUAUUAAUGAUUUAAUAAAAUUUUUAGAUAAUAAACCUGUAAUGUUAGAAAGAGAAAUUCAAUGGUUAAAAGAAUUUAAAGCCGAUAUUGUAUUAUCUGAUGCACCUUUUCUUCCAUGUGCAGCAGCGGCGGCGGCUGGAAUACCAUCAGUUAUUAUUAGUAACUUUACUUUUGAUGCGGUGUAUAAUGGAUUAUGUGAAGGUGAUGAAUUUGAUAAUACAAUAAAAAAACUUGUUGAACAAGUUAUAGAAGAUUAUAAACAUUCCGAAUUAUUAAUUAGAUUACCAGGUCACAUACCAAUACCAUCAUUUUCGGGUACCCAACUUUAUCCUUGUAAUACUAUAACACCACCAUCUUCUGAAAAAUCGUUUUUAUUGUAUAAUGAAGAAAAAUUAGUAAAUUAUCUUAGUGAUAUUAAUGCUUUUUUUUCUCCAUCUUCCAAAUUAUUCAAACAAUAUCGUAAUGUAAUUGAUGUACCUCUGGUGGUACGUAAAUCAAAAACUUGUAAAGAAAUUGUACUAAAAAAUCUUGGUAUACCAAAAAAAAUUUUUAAUUCUCAUAAAAUUUUAAUGGUGUCUUUUGGUGGACAAAAUUUAGUCGGUAUAGAAGAUUGGGGCACGUCUUCUUUACCUGAUAAUUGGAUAGCUAUUGUGUGUGGUAGUAUGAGUACUAAAUUACCUGAGAGAUUUUAUUCUUGUCCAAAAGAUGCUUAUAUACCUGAUUUAACUAAUGCUGUCGAUGCUGUUAUUGGUAAAUUAGGAUACGGUACUUGUUCAGAAUGUAUCGGUCAUGGAAAACCUUUUAUUUAUAUUUCAAGACCUCAGUUUAUUGAAGAAUUAGGAUUAAAACGUUUAAUGGAAUCACAAGGAAUCUGUGUUGAAAUGCCAAAAUCUCAUUUUGAAUCUGGUCAAUGGAAAUCUUAUAUAGAUAAAGCAUACGAUCUAUCAUCAUCAUUACCAACACGUACUACAACAAUUAAACCUUUAUCCCAUGAUGGUGGUUAUAUUACUGCUAUUAUAUUAGAAAAAUUUUUAGAUAAUCGUAAUUAUUAUAUCAGUACUUCCUCUAACAAUAAGAAUAAUUCUUCCCUUAUUAGUAAUAUUCAUAAAACUAAUACUAAAUUAUUGAACAAUGGGGUUAUUUCAUAA
Funneliformis mosseae is the source of this 1395-nucleotide messenger RNA. Lineage: Eukaryota; Fungi; Glomeromycota; Glomeromycetes; Glomerales; Glomeraceae. The record is from the annotation of a GenBank genome assembly.